CAUGUUUCUAAGCUAAUAUGAAUUGACAUACGUUUUUAAAUGGAUUAAUAAUGCGCAUAUGCAAAAGUAUGAAUAUAGGCGUUGUUUUAACGUGUAUUGGGCUUCGUUCUUCUACAUGUAAGGCAUCUCUAUAUGCUAAGUGCUACAUUAGCAAUAUGGCCUGCUUCAUUAUGAACACAAUGAUCUAGCUUUGGAGAUCUUUAGAAUGACAUCAACUUUUAGAAUGUCAAACACAUUUUCCAUUCGUAAUUUUACAUAGGUUAGUUUGUAUAUGAAACUGCCUCACUGCAAACUUCAUCAAAUAUUAAAGUUCAGCUAUGCUGAUGGACCAAUCAUUGUUACUGUAUGUCAUUCCUGCAUACAAAGUACAAAAGCUAACUCCAGUACAGCUUUUCAAAAGGUCAUCAGAAGUAAUGAGUGGUGAAGAUUCUAACCCUGCAGCCACACCCACCCCCUGUCAGGACAUACAAGGAGAUGGUCGAUGGAUAUCACUGCACAGUCGAUUUGUGUCAGACAGUAAAGGAAAGGAGCCUGAUGUUCUGUUUGUUGGAGACUCACUUGUACAGCUUCUGCAUGAGUUUGAGGUUUGGCGAAAAUUGUUUUCUCCUCUCCAUGCCCUAAACUUUGGAAUCGGUGGGGAUGCUACACAGCAUGUACUGUGGAGACUCAGCAGUGGAGAAUUGGACCACAUCAGCCCCAAGGUGGUAGUGUUAUGGGUGGGCACUAAUAAUCAUGGGCACACCCCGGAACAAAUCUGUGGAGGCAUCAUGGCCAUCAUCAGUGUGAUCCAUCAGAAGCUGCCCCAUGCUUACACUCUUGUAUUGGGUUUGCUUCCGAGAGGGAACAGUCAAAACCCUCUUCGAGAGCGCAACAAGAGUGUGAAUGCUCUAGUGCAGGCUGAAGUAGAAUCUCUGUCUCAUGUGUCUUUUCUGGACAUGGACCCUGGGUUCAUUCAAGCAGAUGGUUCCAUCUCACGUCAGGACAUGUAUGAUUACCUACACCUCACACCAGCGGCCUACCAGAGGGUGUGUCAACCCUUAUAUGAACGCAUCAAGUCUCUGUUAGAUAAACAGGCUCACUGAACACAAACAAACGUGAACACAAGAAAAUACAGCAUUAUCAUCUUCAUCCAGUGCAUCAAAAUCUACCCGUCUACUGUCUACCCAUUAUGCUCUACAAUUAGAGCCAUUAUUGAGCCCUUAUUGAGAUUCAAACACCCUCGGGAAACAUGACUGUUUAAUGGACACGUACGCAUACACCACGCACAAUGUCACAUGCUUCUCAUCAAUAUGUUACAUGUCCUUUCUCCAAAGUAGAUUUUUUUGUUCACCUUGUACUGUAAUGUUAGAACCAGACCUAUUUACACAAAAUGGUUAAUAUAUUCCAAAGCUCUUCACAUUCUAACUCUUCAGAUGUUGAGAAAUACUCUAUUUGCUGAAAGGAAAAAUACAAACUAAGUUGUUUCAGUUCUCCUUUACUGAGCCUCCGCAGUACAUGCCCAUAGGCUUUUUUCUGAGAAAAGGACAGUUGAUUCACACAAGGUUGACUCUAAAGUGUAAAUUAGAUUGUUUUGGACACACUCUUUGCUGAAGAAUUAUUGUAGUAAACACUGAUUUAGUUUGUCUAUGGCAAUUAUUUUGUACAGUAUGUUUCUUAAUUGGUCUAUUCCAUGUUUGUUCACUAUAUUUUGAUCAUUGGUUAUUAAUUUAGUUGCGUUCUAGUGUUUCACAGAGGGUGAAUUGCAUGUACAUCAGGCACCUGGGGUUUCUGAAAGAUGUACAUGUAGAUAAAAAGCUGAUAUCUUGUAACUAAAGGCAAGAAGUGUGUGUGGUUGGUCUGCCCAUGGCUCAAGUUUAACCUAUUUUUAUGCAUCUGUAAAUCUGUAUAAAAUUUUGAAUAAGCGAAUCAAAUUGUAAGGGGAAGAUCACUAUCUGUAUUAGCUAGAGGCAUGAAAGCUAUUGUCAACUGUCACUUUAAAGUGAAUACUUGUAUGAUUCCUCUGCUUCCUUUUCCUGGUGUUUGUUUUGCUUUCCUCUAUAAUGGUAUAUAUGAACAUUAUCAUCUUGUACUAGGCUUAAAUAAUGGUCCAGGAAUUGCAUCUUCUUAGAAUUCAACUGAAAUUGUAAUCUGAGGGCUAGAUGUCUUGCUUUUUUAUGUAUUUGUGUCAAAAUAGUGAAAUAAAAUCUGAGAAAUCUGUUAAACCUGUAAUGAGAUGACUAUUUUGUGUGCUUGCGUGUCUGUGUGUGUGUGUGUGAGAUUAGUUUAUCAUGAAAAGAUUGCUUGACAAUCACAUUCCCGUUUCAGUCAGAGAAUGAUUGUAAGAAAUUAUUUUUCCCUCUCAUCUUUGUUAUUCGUUUCAAUGA
This is a messenger RNA of Xyrauchen texanus (razorback sucker), 2363 nucleotides long. RefSeq names its product platelet-activating factor acetylhydrolase IB subunit alpha1-like. The transcript is spliced from 6 exons. Lineage: Eukaryota; Metazoa; Chordata; Actinopteri; Cypriniformes; Catostomidae. The record is from RefSeq and is a predicted model, not a curated record. Bases 318 to 1082 code for a protein of 254 amino acids.